ACAGCCUAUAUAUCUCUCUAUAAAUGAGUUAAUGAGUUGUAAUUUGGAAGUUCCGUUUUAUAUAACCAAUAUUUCUGGAGAAGGGAGGGAUGGGGACUGCAGUAACUGCCGAUGAGAUGAAUCCGUCAGGCUCAAUGGGGAAGUUGGUAACCGUGUUGAGCAUCGAUGGUGGAGGUGUCAAAGGUAUAAUCCCUGGAGUUAUCCUUGCUUUCAUUGAGGCCGAAUUGCAGAAACUAGAUGGAGAGGAGGUGAGAUUGGCCGACUACUUCGAUGUUGUUGCAGGAACGAGCACUGGUGGCUUGAUAACCGCCAUGAUAACUGCUCCUGACAGCAACAACCGUCCUCUCUAUGCUGCCAAAGACAUUGUGCCAUUUUACCUUGAGCAUUCUCCGGGUGUAUUCCCUGAUAAAAACAGUGGGAAAAUGCUUGGCUCGGUUGUAAACCUUUUCAGUACAGUGACAGGACCAAAAUAUAGUGGAAACUACUUUCGUUCUCUGGUGAGACAACUUCUUGGAGAUACCAAAAUCAGUCAAACCUUAUCAUCUAUUGUUAUACCCACCUUCGACAUAAGGCUUCUUCAGCCUAUUAUCUUUUCAACCAGCGAGGCAAAGAGGGAUGUUUCGAAAGAUGCUUUGCUAUCAGAUGUGUGCAUUAGUACAUGUGCUGCUCCAACGUAUUUUCCGUCUCAUUACUUCAAAACAGAAGACUCUGAAGGAAAAGUACUCAAGAGAUUCAAUCUCAUAGAUGGGGGAGUUGCGGCCAAUAACCCUACGCUACUAGCAAUGACUUCCAUUACAAAUGAUUUACUAGAUAACAAUGAAGACUUAGCACCCAUUAGUGCCACGGACUACAGGAAAUACAUGAUCAUAUCUAUAGGAACAGGAAAUGCAAAGAAUGAAAGAAAGUACAAGUCUUCAGUUGUCUCCAAAUGGGGUGUUUUGGGGUGGUUGUAUGAUGGGGGAAAUGUUCCUCUUAUUGAUGCUUUCUGUCAAGCAAGUGCAGAUAUGGUUGACAUCCAUGCUUCCACUCUCUUCAGGGCACUCCACUGCCAGGAAAACUAUUUACGAAUCGAGACAUAUGACUUAGUCGGAAAUACAGCAUCAGUGGAUAUUUCAACGAAGAAGAAUAUGCAAAAAUUGAUUCAGAUAGGCCAAGAUCUAUUGAAGAAGACUAUGUGUAGGGUAAACUUAGAAAAUGGAAUUUCUGAGGAGAUUGAAGGAGCAUGCACCAACGAAGAAGCCUUAAUUCGUUUUGUUAAGGUUCUCUCUAAUGAACGUCGGGCUAGGCUAGCCAAAUCUGCAUUAUAACAUUCAUUUUGUAGUAUAAGAGAAAAUGUAUUUUGCUGCACCUUGUAACUUGUAGUUGUAAAGGAUUUAAUGAACCAUGCAUAUCAGUACUAAAACGCUGGAGUUGUAAGCGGUUAGUUUGCUGUAAACUACUCUAUCUGUUGCACGGAAAUUUAUAUUUUCACUUUUUCAUUUUAUCAUAUUCAUUUUCUAAAUUAAAUAAAAAAACAGUUACGCUUCA
Messenger RNA from Papaver somniferum (opium poppy), 1527 nucleotides. Its product is annotated as patatin-like protein 5. NCBI's taxonomy places the organism in Eukaryota, Viridiplantae, Streptophyta, Magnoliopsida, Ranunculales, Papaveraceae. The transcript has 6 exons. The coding region runs from base 90 to 1307 and encodes 405 amino acids. Gene Ontology annotation, molecular function: monoacylglycerol lipase activity; glycerophospholipase activity. Gene Ontology annotation, biological process: lipid metabolic process. The record is from RefSeq and is a predicted model, not a curated record.